Molecule: messenger RNA, 5126 nt
Organism: Gryllus bimaculatus (two-spotted cricket)
Lineage: Eukaryota; Metazoa; Arthropoda; Insecta; Orthoptera; Gryllidae
Source: the annotation of a GenBank genome assembly
GGAAACAAACUUAGUCCCCCGCCUUUUAACAUUGAGUGAACCGGCCCUGCUCUUCUCUUAGUAUUCUUCUAUAAAAAAUAGGCCGAUAUUAGUGAGUGCCUAUUGCUGUCAAUUUUAGAGACAAAAGGGCGAAAAAGGGGGCGCAGUUGGCAGGUGUGGCUGUCAGUUGUUUCCCUCUGGUUGUAAUUUGAUUGCGCUGCAAAGUAAAGAGGAUGGCAGCUGUUGGAGAACCUCUAACUUUAGCGCGAGACGUGAAGCGUGCAAUUGAGUUGUUGGAAAAACUACAAAAAAGUGGUGAAGUUCCCACUACUAAACUUGCUGCACUUCAGAAAGUACUUCAGAGUGAUUUUCUCAAUGCUGUUCGUGAAGUUUAUGAACAUGUUUAUGAAACUGUUGAUAUACAAGGGUCACAGGAUAUUAGAGCAUCAGCUACUGCAAAAGCUACCGUAGCGGCAUUUGCUGCUAGUGAAGGCCAUGCUCACCCGAGAGUUGUGGAAUUGCCCAAGACAGAAGAAGGCCUGGGAUUCAAUGUAAUGGGUGGCAAGGAGCAGAACUCUCCAAUAUACAUAUCACGUAUUAUUCCAGGAGGUGUUGCAGAUCGACAUGGAGGUCUAAAACGUGGUGAUCAACUGCUUUCUGUGAAUGGAGUGUCUGUGGAAGGAGAAAAUCAUGAAAAGGCUGUUGAACUUUUGAAGCAAGCCCAGGGAUCAGUAAAACUAGUUGUUCGAUAUACACCAAAAGUACUAGAGGAAAUGGAAAUGAGAUUUGAUAAACAACGAGCAGCUCGACGAAGACAAUUUCAGCACAUAAAUGAUGAAUGAAGAGGGAUUGCCAGGAAAUAGCUUGCUCAAUCUGUUUGUUUCAGAACAUUUUGAAGUAAUUGUAAUUGUUGCAGUAAUUAUAAUUCUGUUGGGGUUAAUCAGGUGUUUGUCGAUUUAAUUAAAAAUGUAUUGUCAGUGUUGUGAGUUGUAAGUAAUUACUUUAUUUUGUAAGUUCAGUAUUGUGAAACAUUUCCAACUUGAAGUCUAUCUGUAAUGAGAAACUGUUUUUAAUUAUUUCGGUUUAUAUUCUGUUAAGUUUGUUUACUGGAAAAGUAGUUUAAAAAAUAUUUCCAUUGCAGUAGAGUGUGAAGAAAUGUUUAUGUAACAUAGGAAUGAUUACUACUUUAUGUGACCAUUGUAUUUUCAGAAUAAUUUUUAUUUUAAUUAUGAUAAUUUUUCUGAAAACAGAAAUAACACUGGGUAGAUUGAAAAGAAGGAAAGGAAAUGAGUUGGGGCAAAUGUUUGUAUAUGUAUAUGAAUGUUAAAUGUGUAUGGAAGAUAAUUUGCCCAUUUGUGAAUAAAUUAGAGAAAUUAAAUAGGAACUGAAAUUAGUUGGUUUUGAUACAUUUUUUCUCUAAAAAAAUAUUUAUACUUUUAAUUCAAGAAGAUAAGAGCCCCUGUGUUUGUGUUCAUUAAGAUAUUAAUUUGUAAGAAAUAAGUCUGGCAUUUUAUGAAAAUGUAUUAUUUGUCUGAAAGUUUUGUGUAUAAUAACUGCAUUACAUACUGGUCAACAGUCUUACUGCUUUUUGGAAGCUUAAUACAAUCUGCAUUAUGUUUGUGAAAAAAGUUAUUCCUGAAGGGUAUAAUCAGUGCUGAAUUAAGGUUUGAUGUCUGGAAGUGUUGAGAGCCCAUAGGCCUGUUCUGAAGUAGAGGGGAUAUCAAUAAUUCAGAUUGCGAAUUGAAUGAUUGACUGAAAGAAGGCCACAUUUUGAAACACAUGGUUAAGAAAAUCAGAUAAAUAAAAAUGAAGGGAAGGUGGUUCGUAGUUCAAAAUAUAUCUUAUAUACCAUGUCACUAAUGAAGACCAUAGCCCUUCUUCCAGUUAAACUGACAAUCUUCUAAAGGAAUCACAUUUACUUAAUUUUCAGAGAAAUUUGUUUGGAAAGAAAUGACUAGAAAUGUGUUCAAAUGUUUAUUGACAUUUUUAUAAGAAUAAAUUAAUUUUUUUUUUUUUUCUUUUUUAUUUUUUUUUUGGUAAAAUUGAGUUAUUAUGCCUGCAGUUUUGUUCAGUGACUAGAGAAGAAGCAACAGAUGCAUUUCAAAAAUAGUAAAAACAAAAUACAGAUUUAGUUUCAUUGCACAUAAAUGACAGUAGUAAAAAUGAGAAAAUGUUAAAAUAAAAUGGAUGUAAUACAAUUAUUGCAUAUUAAAGGGUCUUCAAUCUGGCAGGGAUCCUUGGUUUUCAUAGCCCAAGAGGCCUAUAAGGACUUAGUGGCACAGGGGUGCCCAGAGGAUGAGACAACUUGCCCCAGGUCUGUCUUAAUUGGAGCUCGAACAAUUUUAUUAAUUCAUAAAAAUUUAUAAUUCAUUUCCUCUUAUUAAAAUUAACCACUUCAUGGCAUUCCUGGUGCAUGGAGAAAUGAAUUCUUUUUAUGUAUUGGAAAGGGAAGAUUUUAUUUGAAAUGUGGGGCCCCAGUGGAUUUAUUAUCGCAGGCCUCUAGGUUUCUCUGGGUGGCCCUGGGGGUAGCUGGAUUUGCUCAGGGACUCUCAGCUCUUGUAGUUUGAGAGAUCUUAUAAACAGCUUAGAUUAGAUUUCUGAAACGUGGAUAUCAUAUUAAAUACAAGAAUGUAAGAAAAAUAAUUGUUGAACUCAUCAUCCAUGAAAUAAAUCCUGGGAUCAAAAACUCCUGACUACACCAGACUAAAAGUCAAAUCGUUUUAGAAAGACAUAAAAAGUUAUUAGGUUUUCAAUUACUCUCAGGUAAUGGGCUGAAUCUUUGUUGCAGAAAUUUACAGAACCAGUGAAGCUUGCUGAAUAAGCUGAGAACUUAAUUUUUAUCCCUAAACAGGAUAUUCUGCUUUUUCAAUUCUCUGUUGAAUUGCACUGUUAAACAUAUCUUAUCACUCAAAAUAAAAUAAAAAAUUCAUGAAGAAAAAUAUUGAAUAAAGUAUUGUGAGGUAGAUUUUCAUUGUAUAAUUUAGUAACAUGUUUUCAAUCAACUACUUAUUCAACUGUUUCAUUGAAACAAAGCAAAUACUGUGAGCAUUGUUCUUAAACUAUUUUAUUCUUUCUUGCAUUACUUUUUAUGACCUUUUUGGAAAUGAAUGAGAACCAAACCUAUAAUUUAUAAUUUUAAUUUACAUGUUACAUUGUUUAGAAUAAUUUGAGAUGACCAAUUAGUAUUGUUACUGUAUUUCUUCUUGAUAUUUUCUUAUAUUAUCUCUUGUAUACCAAAUGUGAUAUCUUUGGGAUCCAUUACAAGAUAGAACGUGAAUGUAAUUGAUUCAUUUAAUAUUGAGAGAAAAGUUCAACAAAAAAAUGUUUACUUAUUCUUAUGGAAUGAUGGAAAAUUUUUAAUUUAUCAUAUUUCUUCCUGUUAUGCUACAAAAACCUGUAAAUCUACAUUUUUAAAUUGCAUGGUUAAAUGUUAAAAAUUAAUAAUAUUGUAGUUGAGUGUCUUUUCUUCAUUCUUAGAAACAAUUGGAAGGUUUUCAGGGAAUUGACCACAAUGAAUCUUAUCCAAUAAACACUUGCAAGAAUAGCAUUCAUGAUACCUGUAAUAUUAUUAAAAUAUUUCAUAAGAAACUGCCCUUAGCACACAGUAAGUUUUAUUAUUAAGGCCAGGGGUUAAUUUUUUAGAGUAGGAACAUUUGUUUAAUUUAAAUGUUUCCUUUUUCUCCUUUUAAGCUGGUCAGAAUUACUUCUCUCUAUAUAAAUUGGCCUCAUUUUCAAAAAGGGAUACUACUUGUAAAAAAUAUAAUUUUAAUCUUGGUAAACAAACUUAAGUUUCUGUACCAUUUGUUACAGAAAUUGUUUAAAUUUAAGAAUUACUGUGUUUCUUAGUUAUAAACUAAGUAUAUUCAGUUAAUUCUGCUUUGUAAUGAAAAGAAAAUUAUGAACAUGAGGUAAACUCAUUUAAGGUAUGUGUACUAUCAUAUUUGUGCCUGUUAUUCACAUCUUACAGACUUUGAUUUGGUUAAUCAUUGUUCUCAUUUUGAAGAAUACAUUUUUCUAUAGAAACAUAGCUAUUUAGUUUUUUUGAGAGUGUAGUUAAUAUCUUAUACUUUUGGAAGAGAUAACCACUUUAAUUAGAAUUUUAAUGAAGUGUUAAAUAAGUCUUUCAUAUACUCCAAAGUUUAGUUUCUUCCAUGCAGACUUUUAAUCAAUGUAUUUUUACAAUGUUCAAGAAUUUUUGUUGAGAUUAAUACAAGAAAAUUAACUUCAGAAACUUAAUCAGACGUUGGUCUUAUGUUACAGGCAUUUGAAAGACAACUUGCUUACAACUAUUAUAGUCGGGGUUGUUAUUUCCUUACUGAAGCAAUGAAACAUACAAAUGCUUGGUUUUGUCAAUAACCAUUACAGUUUGCCCCGGCAAAUAUUUAGUUAACCUCUGAAAAUACUUUUGAUAAAUAAUUGAUUAAUUGGAGGGCAAGGGUGACAUGGUUCCUUUUAUGAAUCACUAGAUGUUCUCGCAACGUGGUUUGCAUGGAAUCUUGAGUUAAUUUAGGCAUGUUAAUGUUUUGAAAAUAGAAAUAAAAUGUGAAAAUAAUUAUUUGACAAUUGUUUACACUAAUAUUGUAAUGAAAUUACAGUACAGCUUCUAUUGUCAUACACUUUGGGAGCUAUACACUCAGGGUGACGUGUGGCCCAAGUGUAUAUUUGUCGAAGUAUGUGUGGCAGUGGAUGUACAAUUUUAUUCCUUCAAAAUAAAUUCUUAUAAAAGUGAGAAAGGAUAAUUAAGCUGCGAUUUAUCCAAUUGUGCGCCUGGCAGGUAUCAGCUGUAGACAGUUUCAUCCAAUAGGGAGCUUCAACUUCUUCAUAGUGACGACCAUACUGUGAUGUUAUUGGAUGAAACUCAACAGCUGGUACCUGCUAGGGAUGCUGCAGAGUUGGAGAAAUCGCAGUACUUAUAGUGUGAGCACCCGCGCCGGAAGAGCGCGAGCGAAGGCGCGAAUGACGUUGCGAUCAAACCGCAUUCGGUUAGGGAUGCGACAUCGAUGUCGAUGAUUUAAACAUUGAUGUAUCUGGGAGUUUGUGUCAACUCGAAUGUUAAUGCGCUAUCGAUUUUCUGCGCAUGCGCAGUUCAAGAUUCACACGACGUAAGUGCAUCUGCGCAUGCGUAGAAGAUCGAUACUGUCCGCUAU